AUGCAGAAUACGAUACACGAUGCUUGCAAGGAUAGAAUUAUCAUAUGGCAUAUUUGGAAGGCUAAAUGCAGUCUAGUCUUUGAGAAUGUGCAACUUAAUAUAUGGAGUAUUGCUAACAGAAUCGGUAAUAGCUAUAAUGAUUGGAAAUCUUCUUGUUUGUCUACAGUUAGAAAUAACAUUGUUAAUGGAAGACCCAUUGCUUCUUCGAAACCUCAUAUUGACAAUGAACUUAAAAUUAACUUCGAUGCAACAUUCAUUAUUGAAACCGGUAAUGCGGGAUUGGGUCUAAUAAUUAGAGAUUUUGCAGGUACGCAACAUGGACUUAGAUCCCGGAAUACCCCAUCAGUGAAUGCAGCAGGGGCUGAAGCUGCGCAUAUGGCACUCUGUUGGGCAAAAAAAGGGGCAUCAAGAGAAUUUUGUUGGAGGGAUAUUGUGAAUGUAAAGUAA
This is a messenger RNA of Papaver somniferum (opium poppy), 447 nucleotides long. RefSeq lists its product as uncharacterized. NCBI's taxonomy places the organism in Eukaryota, Viridiplantae, Streptophyta, Magnoliopsida, Ranunculales, Papaveraceae. The record is from RefSeq and is a predicted model, not a curated record. The transcript has a single exon. Bases 1 to 447 code for a protein of 148 amino acids.